Haemorhous mexicanus (house finch) is the source of this 3453-nucleotide messenger RNA. Its product is annotated as transmembrane 9 superfamily member 2-like. Lineage: Eukaryota; Metazoa; Chordata; Aves; Passeriformes; Fringillidae. The coding region runs from base 97 to 2112 and encodes 671 amino acids. Gene Ontology annotation, cellular component: membrane. The record is from RefSeq and is a predicted model, not a curated record. Gene Ontology annotation, biological process: protein localization to membrane. The transcript has 17 exons.
CUCCGACUGUGCUGGGGCCGCCUCCGUAAGGCGCUGCUCGGGGCGGUAAGGGCUGCAGCUGCGCCUCAUGGUGCCUUUGCCCGUCCAGGCUGCAAGAUGAGGCUGCUGGUUGCCGUACUCUUGCUGGUGGCGCCUCUCGUCGCCGCCUUCUACUUGCCCGGGUUGGCGCCUGUCAGCUUCUGUGAGGAGAGCGAGCAGACCGAGAGCUGCAAGUCACUAAUUGAGCUCUUCGUGAACCGGCUGGACUCUGUUGAAUCAGUUCUGCCUUACGAAUAUGAUGCUUUUGACUUCUGUCAAGAUAAGGAAGAGAAAAGACCAUCAGAAAAUCUUGGACAAGUGCUGUUUGGGGAGAGAAUAGCAUCGUCGCCAUAUAAGUUCACUUUUAAAAAGCAAGAAAUUUGCAAGAAGGUUUGUACAAGAUCAUAUGACCCAGGAAACAGUGCUGAUAAAAGCAAACUGGCUUUUUUGAAGAAAGGAAUGCAAUUGAAUUAUCAGCAUCACUGGAUUAUCGAUAACAUGCCUGUAACGUGGUGUUAUGAUGUGGAAGAUGGACAAAAAUACUGUAAUCCAGGAUUUCCAAUAGGAUGUUUUGUUACUCCAGAUGGUAGAGUUAAAGAUGCUUGUGUUAUAAAUUCAGAGUUUAACAAGAAGAACACUUUCUACCUCUUCAACCAUGUUGACAUAACAAUCAUGUACCACAGCGGGAAGGAUGAAAACUGGCCUGGUGCAAGACUGGUGAUGGCAAGACUGAGACCACAGAGCUACAAGCAUACAGAUGAGAACAACUUAAGCUGUGAAGGCCCACCUAUGGAGAUUCCUGGAGAAUUCACCAAUAAACUCAAUUUGGUUUACACCUACUCUGUGACAUUUGAAGAAAAGAAUAAUAUUAAGUGGGCUUCCAGGUGGGACUACAUUUUGGAGUCCAUGCCGCAUACAAACAUCCAGUGGUUUAGUAUAAUGAAUUCCCUCGUAAUUGUUCUGUUCUUAUCUGGCAUGGUGGCUAUGAUCAUUCUGAGGACUCUGCAUAAAGAUAUUGCAAGAUACAACCAGAUUGACUCUUCUGAAGAUGCCCAAGAGGAAUUUGGCUGGAAGCUGGUUCAUGGAGAUGUGUUUAGACCUCCCAGGAAGGGAAUGUUACUGUCUGUCUUUUUGGGCCAAGGAACCCAAAUUUUCAUUAUGACGUUUAUUACUUUAUUCCUAGCUUGCCUUGGUUUCCUUUCUCCUGCCAACCGUGGUGCUCUGAUGACCUGUGCAGUUGUAUUGUGGGUCUUACUGGGAACUCCAGCUGGUUAUGUGUCUGCUAGAAUGUACAAGACAUUCAGAGGUGAGAAGUGGAAGACCAAUGUCUUGCUUACAGCUCUGCUCUGCCCUGGGAUUGUCUUUGCUGAUUUCUUCAUUAUGAAUCUCAUUCUGUGGGUGAAAGGUUCCUCAGCUGCCAUCCCAUUUGGCACUUUAGUUGCUAUCCUUGCUAUGUGGUUUGGAAUUUCAGUCCCACUAACCUUUGUUGGUGCCUAUUUUGGCUUCAAAGAGAAGCCUAUUGAGCAUCCAGUGCGUACAAACCAGAUUCCUCGCCAAAUCCCAGAGCAGUCAUUUUUCACAAAGCCAUUGCCUGGUAUCAUCAUGGGUGGUAUCUUGCCUUUUGGCUGUAUUUUUAUUCAACUUUUUUUCAUUCUGAAUAGCAUUUGGUCUCAUCAGAUGUAUUAUAUGUUUGGAUUCCUGUUCCUCGUUUUUAUAAUUCUUCUAAUUACAUGUUCAGAGGCUACAGUUUUGCUGUGCUACUUCCACCUGUGUGCAGAGGACUAUCACUGGUGGUGGAGGUCAUUCUUGACCAGCAGCUUUACAGCAGUUUAUCUCUUUAUCUAUGCAGUCCAUUACUUCUUCUCCAAACUCCAGAUAACAGGAACUGCCAGCACCAUUUUAUACUUUGGUUACACAAUGAUCAUGGUCUUGAUUUUUUUCCUUUUCACAGGAAUCUGUUCUCUGUCAUGUUGUGUUCAUCAGUGUCUUCCGAAAAGCCUGAGCUGCAGAGGUGUGCUUCUUGUUGAUAGUUUCAGUUUGAAUGUGCUUUGGAAGAGACAAAUAAAAGCAACAUCCUGGUAUGGUCUUAUCUAAACCUUACCUAAAUACUUCUCCUGUUCUAAUGAGAGGCUCAUUUUAAUAAGGGUUGAUUUUCGUUUUGGUGCAAGAUGAGCUUAGAAAAAUUGUCUAGAUUGAAGUGCUACCUAUGCUCUUCAAGAAAAUACAUUUCAAGCCAUGCAAUGUGAUAUGGCAAGGUUGGAUUUUAACUAGUGCCUCUAAUAAUAGCAAUUCUACUGGGUAGAGGUACAGGUGUAGGAAACAGAGUGUGCAGUUAUCUGUAUUUUAAGAUAGGCUUUAGUCAAAGUAGUUAAAAGGAUAAUCUGAAAACCUGUGAUACUUGUUAGCACCAGUCUAAAGAUCCAGUAUGAAGUGCUCAAAUCUGGAACAAGGGACAAAUUUGUAAAAUGGGUUAAAACACAGAAAAUGUGGAAGACAUUCUGGCUAGAAUUUUCAAAUAAGCCACAGUAGUUCUGAGAUAUUUUUUUCCCCAGUUGCUACUCAUUUGCAGAUCCCUUUGACUGGGAUAUUUAUUGCUGUGUAGGAAACCAGAAACAUUUUUACUGCUUUACCUUUUUUGGGCCUUAUAGUGUUCGUGGAAUCACAAGCAUCCCAAGGGCUGAGGGGGAAAACACACUGAAUUUCAGUGGAACCAGGUGCUGUGCUGUGGUUCAUGUUCUUAAAAAUAGAGGCAAAAAUUGUGCAAUUUUUUUUUUUUUUUGUACUAACAUAAGCAAUCAUGUAGGUAAAGCUACUGUUCAGGAGAACCUUAUAAAUAAUGUUCUCUUACCUUAUAUUAAUUUCUGUCCAGUAAUACUGGUUGCAAUGUCAACACAACUCUGCUGACCUGAGCCUUUAGAAGCUUCUAGUCUAUUUGGCCCAUGUUAUUAGGGAAAAAAAAAAAAAAAGGCACUAAAACCCCUAGUUGAUUUGGUGUGAUUCAUUUGCACUCCUAAAUCUGCAGUUGGAUUUCUAACCUAGUUGAAAACCAGUUUUCAACCUAGUUUGUGGCAGUACCUUUAAACCAUUCUGAUCUUAGCGCAUCAAGUGGCUCUUUAGGAGAGGUACCUUUAACAGACGAUGGAGUCUUUAGUUUGAUGUUCUGGUUUUGAUAUUUCUAGUCCUUAGGGCUAUCCACAUAUGGAGUUUGUAGUAUAUAUUUGUUCAUGGGAGGGAAGAAGAAAUUACAGUGGUGGUUAGCCCCAAUUAUUGAUGCAGAGGUAGCAACAGAAGGAAUCUGUGCUCACCAGAGAAGGUUCUGAUUACCUAAGUCUGUGUCUUGGUGAUGAGUGUUGCCUUUCUCUCCUGAAUUUAUGAUUCAAAUCUGGUAUCAGACAAACAUUACUACUUAAAAAGCUUCCAGUACAUCGGCAAAAA